CCCUUUAUGGGUGUGUUUUAGUAGCCAUGACGACCAAACAAUGGCUACCAAGGGCGCAUUGACCAUUAAGUCUGAAAAACUUCAACUGCUAACUCAUGAAGUAAUCCUAAGUGUUGGUGACAACAUAAAAGAUAAAUUUGAUAGGAUUGCUGAACAUGAAAGACAAAGUUCCAUAAGGGCAACAGAGGAAGUUGUGAGGAGAGAAGAAAAGCAGGAAUGUGCUAGGCUUCUUCAAGAGGCGAGGUCAAAUUGGCUAGAAGAAAGGGAGAGUCUAUUGAAGGAAUGCGAAGAGAAGAGACUGCAGUCUGUCAUGAUGGAAAAGUCAACACUAGAAUGCAAGUUGAGAGAAGAAUUUGAUGAUCGAUUAGCUCAGAUCCGACUCUCACACGAGGAACAUCUCAAGGAAAGUGUUAGCAGGACAUGGAGUAAAGCGGAGCAAGUCAAAGAAGAAGUAAUAGAAAGAGUGAGGGCAGAGGAAAAACUGAUAGCUGAGCAGAUUGCAAAUGAGUUGGCUGGAGAAGUUCAACAAGAAAGAGAAGAAUUGAUUGCUCACCUUGAGGAGGAGAAGAAAAAGGCUCUGAGUAGGCAGAAGGAGGAACUAGAGAUUGAGCAUAAAACACAGUUACUGCUUCAUGAGCAGGAGCUACAAUUAGCAUAUGAGAAGAAGGUAGCUGAGCUCUGUGAGCAAUAUGAAACAGAACUAAUGGCCUCCCAGCAACUACUUGAAGAGAAGAAUAGGCAGCAUGAGGCUAGCCAGAAAAAUUUAAAGUUAAUGACAGCACAGAAGGAGGAUUUCGAGGGGAAGUACAAUUUAACAAGAGCAGAAUUUUCGGAUUUUAUAGCACAAUUUCCUGGUUUUAAUGCAGACUUUUUACUAAAAUAAUAAUAGCUAUUAAAAUUAAUUUUUUGGUUUAGCGGUAAUAACUUUUACUAACAAAAAUAACAUAAUUUCAUUAGAGUUGCUGUUUUGUUGAUCUGACAUCUGAAAUAG
Messenger RNA from Amphimedon queenslandica, 991 nucleotides. Its product is annotated as trichohyalin-like. Bases 41 to 883 code for a protein of 280 amino acids. Lineage: Eukaryota; Metazoa; Porifera; Demospongiae; Haplosclerida; Niphatidae. The record is from RefSeq and is a predicted model, not a curated record. The transcript has 2 exons.